Molecule: messenger RNA, 1057 nt
Organism: Serinus canaria (Common canary)
Lineage: Eukaryota; Metazoa; Chordata; Aves; Passeriformes; Fringillidae
Gene: DBX2
Product: developing brain homeobox 2
Exons: 4
Coding region: 1-942 (313 amino acids)
Biological process (GO): regulation of transcription by RNA polymerase II
Molecular function (GO): DNA binding; DNA-binding transcription factor activity, RNA polymerase II-specific
Source: RefSeq, a predicted model, not a curated record
AUGCUGCCCAGCGCCCUUUACUGGGACCUGGUGGGCUCCUCGGCUCUCCUCAACCUGCCGGCGGCGCCUGGCUUCGGCAACCUGGGGAAAAGUUUCCUCAUCGAGAACUUGCUGCGGGCCGGGGCUCCGAGCCCUGCCCAGCUCCGUCCCCUCCCCGCCAACCCCGUGCCCCUCAAGCUGUGCCCCGCGGCGGAACAAAUCAACCCCUCAGGGGGUCCCUUCCCGGCAAGAUGGGCUUUCCAAGUGCUUAACCCCUCGGCGGCGGACGGCGGCCGCCCGCCAGCGCGGGCCGCGGCGGCGGAGAGAGGCGGCAUCUUCGCGCCGGCAGCCACAGCUCUUUCCAAACACUUUUUUCUCCGAGCCCCGCCAUUCUACUCAGCAUGCUGCGGUGGGUCCUGUCAGCACCCUGCAUCCCCCACUGCUUUUCCAAGGGAGGAAAGUGUGCUGCCUCUUCUGACCCAAGAGUCUAACUCCAAAUCCCGGAGAGGCAUAUUAAGAAGAGCUGUCUUUUCUGAAGACCAGAGGAAAGCUUUGGAGAAAAUGUUCCAGAAGCAGAAGUAUAUUAGUAAAACAGACAGGAAGAAACUGGCCCUUAACCUGGGUCUAAAGGAGUCUCAGGUGAAAAUCUGGUUUCAGAAUCGAAGGAUGAAAUGGCGAAACUCCAAAGAAAAAGAAGUGCUUUCUAACAGGUGCCUCCAAGAAGAAGGUCUUCAGGAGAACUACCUCUCACGAUCCACCAUGAAUUUUACCUCCCCAUGCCCAUCUGUGUGGGAAAUGUCUGAAGAGCGGGCAAGUCCAAGGUGGAGGGAGAAUUCUCCAGGAAAUUCCGAAAGACUGACUACUACACAACCACCUCCAAGGGCAAAUUCAUUGCAGAGCCCACUCUAUUUGUAUCCUGACCAAGACACUGCAAACAAGGCAUCAUCAAGUGUAAGGGAGUAGGGGCAGUUUGUAAAUGGAGUGGGAGAGUGCAGGCUUCAAAUGAGCAGUCUUUUAAGAUUAACAAUAUUUGAACAUUGUAAAGCUAACUAGUUUAUGCUUCAAAAAUAUGCUAAAG